Phalaenopsis equestris is the source of this 2828-nucleotide messenger RNA. RefSeq names its product ENHANCER OF AG-4 protein 2-like. Bases 13 to 2508 code for a protein of 831 amino acids. Gene Ontology annotation, cellular component: nucleus. The record is from RefSeq and is a predicted model, not a curated record. Gene Ontology annotation, biological process: regulation of transcription by RNA polymerase II. The transcript is spliced from 3 exons. Lineage: Eukaryota; Viridiplantae; Streptophyta; Magnoliopsida; Asparagales; Orchidaceae. Gene Ontology annotation, molecular function: transcription coregulator activity; double-stranded DNA binding.
CUAUUGCUGAAGAUGGAAGGAAAUACUAGCAAUGGAGGGAAACCUGGCGUGUCAGGAGGCAACAAGAAAAAAUCUACUAAAAAGUGCAUACCAAGGGAAGAGCUUGUAGUGGGGAAACUAGCAACUUCUGAGGGGAACCCAGUUUUGAAGCCUGCUGCAGACCGUAAAGGUGACUGCUUCCAGUCUGGAGCUAUUAAACGUAAGAUGAGUGGUAAUGUAGUUUUACCCUCGGCUAAAAGAUCACUAUUUAAGAAUGAGAGAGUUAAUCUCUCCAAAAGCUCCGGUGAAAAUGAAUCAUCGCAUUUAACUGGAGGACAAAAGAACAAUAAGAAUUUAAACUUUGUAAGGCCUGAAUCUGUACGAGCUGAUAAUUGCAUCCCAUCCACAACACCAGCAUGUGAUAACAUGAACCAGUCAGGAGUAAUAAAAUUGUUCAAUGGAUCAGGUGAUUUUUCAAAAUCUUCAUCCACUGGCACUGAAGACUCAACAAAGAACAGGAUUGUGACUAAUGAAAUGAAUUUUAAACACAAUAAUACCUCUUUAAUUCCUUUUCCCCCAAAAAGGAGAGCUUUGAGGUUGCUGGAAGAUGUUGAUGGUGAUAAACGUAGAAAUCCAGUUCACCGUGUUACUACUGUCACUUUGAGAGAAUGUUCAGGCUAUGGAAGAAAAUCUGAUAUGCGGCCAGAAACUUGUUGGAACUUCCCUCAGAAUGGUGAUAAAAAUUUUGCUGGAAAUGUAAGCUCUAGAGUUAAUAAAUCUCCCAACAAUGUCACAGGUAGCAUGGGGUCGAUGGAGGGUUCCUAUUCAGCUUCUAGGCCUCGUAAUGAUGAUGUGAAUGUGCUGAAACGUUCUGCAGACUUGCUUGCUAGCUCAAAUUCUGUUAGGAGAAAAAAGUGUAAAUCCGCUUCUCCAAAUGGUAGAGCAGCCAAUAACGAACUGAAAAAUUUAGUUAGCUCUGGCUAUACUGACAAUUUGGGGAGUCUCAAAGCUCUCAAGCAACAUGGUAGAAAGAAAUCCAGUGCUUUACCCAAAUCCAACAUUUCAGUACUUGUUCAUAAAAACAGGUCCCAUCUUAAUUUUACGGCUGAGAAAGAUGUUUUAGCAGGACAAAGUUCUGAUAUUACGAAGGAGGCUACUGCUGAUUCUGCUGAUGGCAAAUUGACAGAUACUACUUUGUCAAUGAAACAUCUUAUUGCAGCUGCUAAAGCAAAGAAAAGGCUAGCACAUUCUCAUCAAAGAAAAGGAAACUUGCUACGUACUGAUUCUUCAAAUGGUAGUAGUGAAGUUGAGAUUGCUAGAGAGACUUUCGAAAGAAUGAUAGAAACUUUAUCACGAAGUCGAGAUAGUAUCAGACGAGCAACCCGUCAAGCUAUAGACUGUGCUAAAUAUGGUAUUGCAAAUGAGGUUGUUGAACUUCUUAUACACAAAUUGGAAGAUGAACCAAGCCUUUCUCAUAGGAUUGACCUGUUCUUCCUUGUGGACUCUAUCACUCAAUGCUCGCAAAAGUUGAAAGAGGCAUCGUAUGCACCUGUUGUCCAGGCAGCUUUACCACGCAUUUUGGGUGCUGCUGCUCCUUCUGGUUCUUCUGCCCAGGAGAAUAGACGUCAGUGUCUGAAGGUUUUGACGUUGUGGCGAGAGAGGAGAAUUUUGCCAGAAUAUAUCCUUCGUCACUACAUGGACGAAAUUGAGUUUCGUAAUGAUGGCUUGAAUUCUGAGUUUUCCAGUAGAAUUCCAUCUUGUGCUGAACAAUGUGUGGACGAUCCCAUAAGAGAAGUGGAAAGCUUACACGUAGAUCAGUAUGGAAGCAAUGCAGCAUUCCUGUUUCCUGGAAUUCUUUCUACGCAUGUUUUGGAAGAUGAUGAAGAUUUUCCGAGCAGUCCAUGCAAUGAUACUGCAGGAUUUUGUCCACAUAAAUUAGGUGUUUCUGAAGCCGUUCCUGGUUCUGAAGGUCGUCCAAUGGAAGCGCAUCAUCAUACAUUGGAGCAUGUAGAGAAUGAGAUAGAGAUGGAAGAUGAACUUACAUUAUCUUUUGAAGAGAGAUCUAUAGGAGAAGUUUCUACCUACAAUUAUACACUUCAUAAGGAACAUUGCUCAGCUCUUGAAUCUAUAUUUGGUAAUAAUAAUGGGCUCCUACUUUUACCGGCAGAAUCUCCUCCACUUCUUCCUUUAGAUCCUCCACCUUCUCCACCGCCAUUACCUUCUUCACCGCCUCCCCCUACACCUCCACCUCCAUCAUCACCCCCACCUAUGUCACCGCCAACAGUCUCAUCACUGCAUCAAGUUUCCUACUCCAGUUCGUCAUUUCAACAAUGCGGUGAAACUAUACAGCAGAUGCCUCCUCAUUCUUCCCUGCCAGCACUGAAGAUCCUAAACCAUUCCCUUCCAAGUUCUCAAAUCCCCUCAGGCCAUCUAUCUCAUGGAAAUUCCAUGUUCCAUCACGCCUCAACUUUUCUACUUGGCCAAGGAACAUUUGGCGCAAAAGAGCUUCAUUACCAUAAUCAUCUUUAAGUGUACCUUUUGUACAGGAUGGACACUUUAGAUUAACUACUACUGAUUUUUAUCAUCCCCAACAUUAUUCAGCGCCAUCUCGAGCUUCAUUACCAGGUGAUAGUUUUGCCAAUUUUACCCACACAGAUUUUCGGAGGCCCACAUAAAUGUAAUUAUUCUUGAUCAAGGGGUUGCUAUAGGAACUGAACCACAAACAUCGCUUGCUCCUUUAUACUUCUUCAAGUUUAUGGGAGGUUCAGAGCUUUGUAUAUUUACAUCAGAGCUUUGUGUAUGAACAUUGUGGUUGAUUUUUUGUUGAUAUUCAAAGGUGCGUUGGUAGA